Messenger RNA from Paramecium pentaurelia, 1775 nucleotides. The record is from the annotation of a GenBank genome assembly. Lineage: Eukaryota; Ciliophora; Oligohymenophorea; Peniculida; Parameciidae.
AUGCAUAAUAUCACUGUUGCUAUUAGAGUUAAACCAGUUUAAUAAACCUUUAAAACUAUUAUUGUUAAUGGCUCUACGGUUACUCUACUUGAUCCUGAAUUAGAAUUCAAUAAUCCUGUCGAUGUAAAAUGACAUUUCUAUUUUAUAUUUUACAUCCUAAAGAUCCUGAAAAAGAAUAGAAUUAAAGAUACAUCUUAUGAAUUUGACCUUGUCUUUGAUUAAUAAGCCGAUCAAAAAGAAGUAUAUGAAAAAUCAGCAGAACCCCUUUUAGAUGAUCUUAUUUCAGGUUAAAAUGUAACUAUUUUUGCAUAUGGAGCUACAGGAAGUGGUAAAACUCAUACGUAUUAUUAUAAUCCCUAAUUUCUUAUAGCAUGAUGGGAAAUUAAAAUCAGUAAGGAAUUAUACCAAGAGCAUUGAAUGAUUUAUUUGGAAGAUUAUCAAAAGAAUAAGCUGCUUAAGUAUCAACAUUCUUAAUCUUUAGGCAUCACUUACUUUUUUAGAAAUAUAUAAUGAAACUAUUAGAGAUCUUUUGACUGGCAAAUUAUUGGAUUUAAGAGAAGAUGGUAAUAAAGGAUUAGUAGUUGUAAAUUUAUUCAAAGCACCUAUCCCAAAUCUUAAUGAUAUAACACAAUAUAUUAAAUAUGGUAAUAGUAGAAGAGCAAAGGAACCUACAGGUGCUAAUGAAAAUUCUACAAGAUCACAUACAGUUUUGUAAUUGAUGCUAAAAUAAUGCACCUUUACUUUUGUUGAUUUAGCUGGUUCUGAAAGAGCUUCCUAAACUACAAAUAAGGGAUAAAGAAUGGUAGAGGGAGCAAUGAUAAAUAGAUCCCUUUUAGUUCUUGGUAAUUGCAUAAAGGCUUUAUUUUCAAAAGAAUAAUUUGUACCUUUUAGAGGUAGCAAGUUAACAAGAUUAUUAAAGGAUGCUCUUUAAGGUAAUUCAAAAACUGUAAUGAUUGCUAAUGUUGCUCCAAAUAAUUAUGAAGAUUCAUUUAAUACAUUGCUUUAUGCUCAUAGAACUAGGAAUAUUGAUCCAACACCAAAUAAUUUUUAAGAGAUGAUUGUUUAAUUAAGAGAAGAGAAUGAAGAAAUCAAAAAGACACUUAAGAAAUAAAAUAGUUAAUCAAAGAUGUAAUUAUAAAUUGAGCAAUAAUUUAAAGAGUAAUAGAGAUAAGAGAAAGUAGAAAAGUAAUAAUAAUAAUAAACAGAAAAAUAAGUUUAUGAUGAAGAAUAAAUAAAACAAACAAUUUAAAAAUAAUUUGUUUAAGAAUCAGAAUUAAUUAAAUAAUUAUUUAAAUUAGAGGAUGCUUUAAUGCAAACUCAUCUAGAUAUAGUUGAAUAUUAAAAAUAAUAAAGUGUAUAAUUUCAAUAGAAAAUUGAAGAUCUAAUUAAUAAAUGCAAUGAUUAAAUAAAUAAUACAGAAAAUGAGUAAUUUGAAAUUGCUAUGAAAUAUAAAACAAUUUUACAAUAAAGAAGAAAAAUAUAUGACGUAUAAUUUAUUUGAUAAUUAAACUUAGUAAUGUAUGUAAAGUUAAUUUUAAUCAGUUAAGGAUGAAUUUAGAAAAUAAGUAUAAAAUAUUGAGAAAAUGAAAGGUUUAUAGAGUGAUAAAAGAGAAGAAGUAAUGAAGAAAUUUAAAGAAUUGGAAAUUGAACAUCUUAAAAAGAUGUCUAAUUAAAAAAAUGGAAAUUAAGUAUAAAUGGAUGAGGAAACUUUAAAAGAAAUUAAGAAAAAUAGAUUAUAGAGUUUAAAUAAAUAAAUAAAAGAUGGUAAAUUGUGA